UGACACCAGGCUCUGCCUUGCUUCAGUGUACUGGGAUUUAUUUGCCCACCUCUUGCUUACCAGAUGGACAUUGGUGCCCAGCAGAUCACACCCAGCUUUUAACAAGCCCAGAAACACCACGGAGACAAUGAGAGUUCGUCUCAAAGGGGAUGCCAUCUGUACCCUCUUCCUGCUGGUAGCUCUCUGCUCUGUACUCUACUCCCAGCUGGAACAUUUAGUCCCAGCAGGAAACAAGGAGCCAAGGCAGAAGAAGCUUUCAGUAACACCAAAAAUACUCUCUGACCCCAGAGCACCUUGGAGAUCGAUGCCAGCAGAGGCAAUGGUACCCAGGCCCCAAGUAACUCCUCGUGUCAGACAGCCAGAAGUGGCCAACAAGGUCCAAACCACAACUCCACCCCUGGUGACCGACUCUGCUUUCAACUUCAAGAGCUAUCUCCUAAACAAGGAUAAAAGGAACUUCCAUCUCCUCAUUAACCAGCCCAAGAAAUGCAGGAAAACACCCAGAGGUCCCUUUCUGCUCAUUGCUAUCAAAUCAGUAGUUGAAGACUUUGACAGACGUGAGAUUGUCCGGAAAACUUGGGGCAGGGAGGGGCUGGUGAAUGGGGAGCAGAUCCAGCGAGUGUUCCUCCUGGGAACACCAAAGAACAGGACAGUGCUGGCAACAUGGGAGACCCUGAUCCACCAGGAGAGUCAGACAUACCAUGACAUUUUACUCUGGGACUUCAUGGACACUUUCUUCAACCUGACCCUGAAGGAGAUCCACUUCCUGAGCUGGGCUGCCGAAUUCUGCCACAACGUGAAGUUCAUCUUUAAAGGUGACGCCGACGUUUUUGUCAACGUCGAGAACAUUGUUGACUUCCUUGAGAGACAUGACCCCACUGAAGACCUCUUUGUUGGGGACAUCAUCUACAACGCCCGCCCCAUCCGUGCCCGGAAGAGCAAAUACUACAUCCCAGAGACCAUGUAUGGGCUAAGCAUCUAUCCAGCCUAUGCAGGAGGAGGAGGGUUUUUGCUGUCCAGCUGCACCAUGAGGAAGCUCUCCAGGGCUUGCAGAGAGGUGGAACUCUUCCCCAUUGAUGAUGUCUUUUUGGGUAUGUGCUUACAGAGAAUCAACCUCAAACCCAUUCUGCAUGAAGGAUUCAAGACCUUUGGCAUUGUCAAGCCUUCUGCUGCCCCACACCUGCAGACCUUUGAUCCCUGCUUUUACAAAGAUCUCAUGGUAGUUCACAGUCUGAAAGUGGCUGAGAUCUGGCUCAUGUGGAACCUGCUCCACAGCCCACGUCUUUCCUGUACUCAGAAGAAGCAAGUGAAGAAGCCUUUCCAAUGGAAAAAUAAAGCUCAAGGAACAACUCAGGCCUCACCCCACAGCAGAAACACCCAACAAACCAGCUAAGAAAGGGAACCUGGAACCAAAUGAACCACCUUUAGAAGUAGACUAUUUUAGCACAUCUUACUUACAACAUGAAGACAACAAACUACUGCAGGAGUUUGCCAAAAUUCCACAUUUGCACACACAUGCCAUGUAGGUCCUUCUCCAUUAAUGAGUCCAAAUAUCCAUAACAGUAUAUCUAAUUUAUUAUUAUUUAUUAGAAUUACAGUAGUGCUUAGUGGGCCAGUGUGUAAAAGCAGAUUGCAAGGAGAUUUUUCAGCCUUGUUAGCAAGUGUGAGAAAUGAAAGCCAGAGGGUAAGAGAUGAUGCCAAGGAGCACAAGGAUUGUUGUCAACUUGACUCAGAUUCAUUGAGAAUUGACCAAACUACAGUAAACAAAGAAAAAUCAAGUCACCUUAGUGUAUGUUCAAAUCAAACCCCUGCUGCCUGCUUGGCUCUCUGUAGGUCUCACAAGGGAGAAGAGAACAACUAAGAGCUAUUGAAAUGGGGUCCUAUGUGUUGCAGAUAGGAUGGACAAGAAGUUGGUUGAGCAAAGGACAGGUAGACAAAUGGGAAGGGCAGAUUUCCAAAGGGAAAGUACAAGAAGAACUUUGAGUUGAUCCCUCCGAGUCUUGAUUUGUCAUUAUUUAUAGCAACCCCUCAGCUCAAAUAUGUUCCACUGAUACACUCAGGGGACCAGUUUUGGGCACUUUCAUGAACUCAGGCUCUCCACACUAUGCCAACUGGUACUCAGUGAAAAUCCCAAAUCUUCCAACAAUAUCUAAUCUCCCUCCCCAUCUAACGCAGAUCUUCAGAAGGUUGGCAUCUGGAGACAUCCUUUGGCCUUCACUUGUGAGGGCAAAAGCACACAGAGCUGCUUUUUUUGGGAGCUUCCACAAGCCAAAGGAAAACUUGUCAAUGGACUGGGCUGGUUUCUGCAGCCCUUGAUGCUCUUGCCUGGCACACAGUCAGCUGCAAAGAGCAGCCAAGACUUGUCCUACUGCUGUGGGUGCCACGUGAAGGGAGAAAGUAUCUUCAGACAAAAGGGCUUCAGAAGAAAAGCCUUUACUCAAUUUAUUGCAAGACAGCAAAACCACACAGCAAUCUUUCUGCUGGGCUUUCCAAUUUUCAGCCUGUAGCUUUUUAAGUAUUUUAAGCAUCAGACAAGAACACUGGAUUGCUUAGUUUUUCAAAGAACAGUCAACACUUUGAAGCAUUUUCUUUUUUUUCCAGCAGCACCAUCUUCUCCUUGGACAUCAAAUGGUAAUAUUUUCCCUCCUCAACAAAACUCCUACCCAUCAAAGAACCCCAAUGCCAUUCCUCCUCAGGAGGGCAUGUACACACAGCUUCAAAAGAAACUACAAUCACCCAUAAGUGUCCAGAAGUUGCUUUCCCUUCAGCAGAGCCUGCAGCACAGCUGCAUUUCACAUCUGGCUAUAACUUUCCUCCCACCCAGCAGCAGCCUGGGCUCAGCACUCCUAUUAACUACCCAUGACAUGGAGCAAACCAAGCUGGUAGUAUCUAUUGGUAGACUGUUAACAAGUCUUACAUGUUACCUUCAUCAUCAGAGUUUAAGCCUUUCAAUAAUGUAUUUCCAAGGAAAGCUCAGCUGCACAGAAUUCAGAAGUCCCUGUGUUGACUUGGGAUAUUUUCAGGGUGCAAUCCUGAAACACAAAAUGCUUGUGUCAGCUUUACAAGGAGCUCUGGGGGGUGUGGAAAUAAGCCAGGGCCCUGUUGGUGGGAGCAAACUAGUCCUGCCCCUGUCUGCUAACCUGUGGGAUAGGGAUGUAUUUAUGAGCUUGUCCAGAAAUGUAUUACCUGGGAUUAGUUCACACUGUGGGAAAUUAUU
Messenger RNA from Apus apus (common swift), 3217 nucleotides. RefSeq names its product UDP-GlcNAc:betaGal beta-1,3-N-acetylglucosaminyltransferase 9 (gene B3GNT9). NCBI's taxonomy places the organism in Eukaryota, Metazoa, Chordata, Aves, Apodiformes, Apodidae. The coding region runs from base 128 to 1393 and encodes 421 amino acids. The record is from RefSeq and is a predicted model, not a curated record. The transcript is spliced from 2 exons. Gene Ontology annotation, molecular function: hexosyltransferase activity. Gene Ontology annotation, cellular component: membrane.